Toxotes jaculatrix (banded archerfish) is the source of this 4849-nucleotide messenger RNA. Its product is annotated as protein shortage in chiasmata 1 ortholog. Lineage: Eukaryota; Metazoa; Chordata; Actinopteri; Toxotidae. The transcript is spliced from 28 exons. Gene Ontology annotation, cellular component: condensed nuclear chromosome. The record is from RefSeq and is a predicted model, not a curated record. Gene Ontology annotation, biological process: resolution of meiotic recombination intermediates. Bases 38 to 4564 code for a protein of 1508 amino acids. Gene Ontology annotation, molecular function: ATP hydrolysis activity; single-stranded DNA binding.
AUCGCCCCUAAAAUAAAAAAAUAAAACUCACGUCGUUAUGUCUGAACACGACGGCUGUUUACCUCCUCAGAUAUUCAGUGCUAUCAGAUAUAAAGCUCUCGAUUAUGUGUUUGAGACGAGCACCCGUCUCGAAGUCAUGAUGAACUUGCUCGCACUGCCAACACCUUACUUCACUGGUACCAAUGACCUGUACCCUCACAGUGGCAAGCUACCUGAAGUCACUUACAGGACACCAUGGAUCAGAGGAAAGGUGAUCUCUACCUGCAAACUCUUUGUCAGUGGUUCUGUGCUUGAUGACCUGAGAGGAAAUAAACAGCCAGCUGAUUCACCAGAAAGACUUAAUGUGGCUCUGAGUGAGAUAGGAGGGGAUGUGGAGCAGAUACCCAGCUCUAACCCUGACUCACUGAAGGAUCUAGACCUAGAUCUAGAGUCGCAGAUCAGUGAUCCAUGUCAGGAGUCUUUUUUCAAGUGGAGAACUGAUCAAAUGAAACCAGGAAAUGAGAACAAAGAUCUCCUCUUGCCAGAAGAGCUCAUAGUUGCUGAUUACCUGCUGCAGUUUAAGAGUCAUAUACCCACGUUGAAAGCCAAACUGUCCAGGCUUAGGACGCUUCGUGUAGCUGACCCUCUGCUGACCUUAACAGGAAACACCAUCUCUGAGGACACCGUAUUCAGGCGCUGUGUAUCUUAUGACAAAACUGAUGUGUAUCCAAAUGACACUCAGACGUGUGCAGAUCUACACGAGGAGUUUAUUAAGGAGUCACUCAUAAAGGAAGAGUCUCUGCUGUUACCUGUUGUGGUGGACGCUUUUAAGCUGACCACAGAAAACUGCAUGUCCUUUUCAAGCAUUUGUGGUCAUAUGAAUGUUGCUGCUGAACUGCUGGAUGAGCAGCUUCCAGUUCUGGAUUUGCUUCAUCAAGAUGCAUCAGUAUCAGUGGACAUUUCCCAGUUUGAUUUACCAGAAGAGCCCAGUGAAGAAUGCAACAGGAAUGGAGACUCAGAUUUCAAAGGAUGUGUGGCGCUUCCAACUGAAAUGGAGCUGGACCUGAAUCUGAGCCCAGCUCCAAAGACCAGUCACACCCACCUCUGUCUCUCCACCUCUGAACUCAAGAAGGAAGAGUUGUCCCCGCUUCACGGACGGUCUUUGGUGCCAGCGAGAGCUCUCAAAGAGAUGGAGGUGGCACUUUGGAAAGCAGAGAAGCAUCCAACCUUUGUGGUGGGCUUUCUGUUGGCAGAACCUCAAACAUAUGAACCAGCUGUUGAAUACCAGCCUCUGUCUGAAGCCUUGAAAGUCAUUGAAUCAGAGAAACAAAGUCUUAUCAGUGCUGCCAGUGAACUGUCACAGAUGAGGACAGGAGCCCCACAGGUGUGUUUGUGCAUCAAUCGUGAGUUCACAGAGAGCAUGAGGUCUGAGUUUCCCUCCAACGAGGUGGAAAAGGUGGAAGACUUUAAAAAGCGGUCACCUGAGCAUGAGGCGUUUGCAGUGAGAUCCAUCUUGAAGAAUCCCACAAACAAAACUCAGUUGCCUCCUCUGAAGAAACCUGAAACUGCUGCUUCUCAUGCUGAGGAACCCACAGACGACUCCUCUCUCCAAAAAGAAAUCCUCACUGACACGUCUCAGACCGCCGGUCUGAUGCACGCUGUCAACACAAACAGCAAUAAGGACGUGAAAUCUGCAAGCUUAAUAUUUUCAAUACCUGCUGCCAGCACCAACACCAGAGAUGAAAUUUCUGGCGUGAGGUUCUCAGAAGUUGCAGCUGUGUCUUCUGCUUGUAAAAAUGACACAGGUGGAGACGACUGUAAGCGCGAGCAGAGCUCCCACACUCCAGUGCAGACUGUGUCCUCCAGACUGAAUAUCAGAGACGAUCACAGACGUCUGCCAGUUAACAAACAUGUACCAGAGAGGGACCUGGACCCUCUGUCCACCUUCAUGAUAUUGAGAUCCCAGCAGAAAGCUCCAGUUACUACAGCAUCUCAGAGCUCAACCAGCACUCCGGCACCAAAGCUGGACCAGGAAACACCACCGUCUAAGCUGGUACCUCCUGCGGAGCAGAUACAAAAAUCAGACUGGAGGCCAAAAUAUUUGAGUGGUGCUAUGUCAGGAAAUGCUUCCAGAGAACAGGAAGGAACUGGUCAGCCAAUAGGUCAACUCAUCAGUCAUCCUGUCAGUCAGCUGAACCCUCAGGAGAGACAGGACAGAGUGAUACAGGUCCAGGCUACAGACAGCCAGCGGCGUGCCUACUUUGAGCUGCUGGCCCUCGCUCAUCCUUGUUUGAGCUCUGCCAGACAGCUGGGGCUCAACAUCUCAAUGUGGGGAGACUUCAGCUGCCUGGCCCCCGACCAAACACACUUCCUCCUCAAACAGCAGGAGAAGGCGCUCCACAGGAGGCAUGCUGAGAGCACGGAGCUGGUCAGAGAUCAGGAGCUGCUUUUCAGCCAGGUGGCUCUGAUUCAUGUGCUGGUGACAUUCAAGGAGCUGCUGCUGAAGUGUGACCUCAGUACUGCAUUGGAGUACCUGACUAAGGCAGCUGAGGUGUGUACAGAGCAGAGUCUGGUGCAGCUGGUGAAAAGGCUGCAGAUCAUUCAUUUCCUCAAUCACAGGAGCCAGGAGUCCAGCCUCAAACUGCAGGAGCUGCAGCAGCUGCUGGCUGCAUGGCUGCUCAGCAGGAAAGGGCAGAGCAACAUGGAGAAAGUUCUUGUCAUAAUAUCGGUCGACUCUGAUGACAGCAGAUCUGCAAUCGUCAGCAGCUUGAGCGUAGUCGCCGGUGCACCUGUAGCCACACUUUAUCCUGAGGAGAACAAGACCAAGCUGAAUGGUGCCAGUGUGGUCAGCAGCGUGUGUGACAGUGUGUGCGUAGUGGUGUAUGAGCAGCAUAUAGGCCCCGACUUCCCCUGGAACAGUUUCUGCCUGGUGGUGGAGUACGACCAUCCAGGCCAGUCUCCUUGGGCCACAGUCUGCAGAGAGAGGAGCAUCAGUCGCCUCACCUUCACCACCAGUAUCUCUGACACUGAGAAAGAGGAAGCAUCUUGGUUCCUAGAAGACAACGUGCCUUAUGUGUUGUUUGUGACAGAGGGGCUUCUCAACUGUCCACUGCUUCUACAGACACUUGAGUCAGGGUUUAAUAUAAGUGUGCUAGAGAGGAGCCACUGUCCGUCCUUGCAGAUGCUCGGAGGGACCCAUCGCUACGCUGUGAUCACAGUGGAUGAAAGUACCGCUGUCGUCAUUCAGGAGCAGGAUGAACUGAGUCAGGAACGAGCCAGUGAGGGACUGGUGAUGAGGCUGACCGCACUCUCUCUUCAGUACAGCUGCUGUUGGCUCAUCCUGCACUGCCCGGACAUCCAGGGAGGAGGAUUGUCCAGUGAAGCCUUCAGUAACUUGGUGUUGGUUUAUUCAUCUUUGGUGCUGUUUGGGAUGAAGACCAAGGAUCUGGAUGUCAAGGUGCUGAUGGUGUCAGAGGUCUUGGAAAUUGCCAGGUGCAUCAGUCAGAUCUGCUUCCACAGCCUGAUGUCCACUGACAUGGAUCCUCUCAGCUACCUGAGCAGGGACUGGCUGUCCGUGAUCCCUACACAGGAGGAAGAGUGUUUGUUGCAGUUCCCUUGUAUUAAUCCUCUGGUUAGCCAGCUAAUGCUGAGGAGAGCGCCAUCCUUCCAGUGGCUCCUGGGGGCUCCUUUGUCUCAGCUGAAGGAGCUCCUCCCUGAAGUGCCACACAAAGUCCUCAAGCUGUUCAGUGAAAUCACCUCCCUGUACACACCGACCACAGACUCCAACCAGCCGGAGUCUCACACAGUCGUCACUGAAACAAGCCAACAAACCUCCCACCAUCCACAGCCCCCCACCAGCCCACGUCCAGAGCCAUUCUGUAGCCACCGCACCAGCUUCCUGUUUGGAGCUGAGAGUGCAGAGGGCCGCUCCUGUGAACAAGACUCAGACUCAACAGUGCAGGAUGGAAGCACAGACUUCAGAUUUGACCUGAGUUGUUCCUUUGGCGGCCCAGAUGUUUACCUGCAGAGGAGCUGGAGCAACAGUGAUCUGUGGAGGGAGGAGGUGAAGUUUUCAGGGUGGAGGAGUAAAGCUGGAGCAGUGGGGAGAGUUGUGAGGAGAGUAAACCAUGAGUGGGCACUCGGGGCUCCACCAGACUUCAGUGACUACACAAACUACCUACACGCCACUGAAGACAGCCCUCUCAAGCUGGACUCCACAUUGAGGUAUAGCCCUGUCAUGCAGCAGCUGCCUGACGUCAGCAGUCAAAUGUCCACAUACUCUACCUUCUGCAGUGACCUCCAGCAUCCUGACAGCCAUCACAUCACCGGCAGCCUGAGCCCUCCCUCAGGAGUCACGCUGUGGGGCUGCAGCCAAAGCAGCAGCGACUGCCUCUCCAACAGUGGACACAUAGCAACAGUUUCACCUAAGUAUGGCUCCAAAUGCUGGAUGGGACAAGAGAGGAAGAGGAGUGGAGAGGCUGCACACUUGUUUGGAACAGCGCUGACGCCACUUAAGAAGGGGAGGCUGAGCUAUGAGAGGGUUCCCGGCAGAAGUGAUGGACAGACAAGGCUUAAAUUAUUUUAGGCAGAAAUGCUCUGUUCCUGUGGCCUGUUUGUAAAGAUGAGAGAGAAAUAUAUCUUUAAAGUUUUGUUAAAUUCAGGUUCUUCACUGCAUAAUUUAAAAUUUAGCUUCUGAGUUUUUAUGCAUUGGAAAUUUAGUUUGACUCCAAAAAGUUUUCAUUGCAAAAUCUUUUCAGACUAAAUAUAAAAUACUGAUAUAAUUUUAAUAAAAAUUUAAAAUGUUUUGUUUCAUAAAUAUUUGUGUUACUAUUAUUACUAUCAUUACUUAAGUCUUUGUUUUUCACAAAUG